AUGAGUCAGAAAGUGGUUAAGGAGGGCCCCAGACUCUCCAAGAACCAGAAGUUCUCGGAGCACUUCAGCAUACAUUGCUGCCCGCCGUUCACCUUCCUCAACUCCAAACGUGAGAUUGUGGACCGCAAGUAUAGCAUCUGUAAAAGUGGCUGCUUCUACCAGAAGAAAGAGGAGGACUGGAUCUGCUGUGCCUGCCAGAAGACCAGCACCAGCCGCCGCGCAACGUCCCCUCAGAGGCCCAAGCGCCAGCCAGCUGCACCCCCCGCGGUGGUCAGAGCACCAGCCAAGCCACGGUCCCCUCCGAGGUCCGAACGUCAGCCACGCCCCCGCCCAGAAGUCCGACCUCCACCAGCCAAGCAGCGCCCCCCUCAGAAGGCCAAGCAGCAGCCGCGCAGCAGCCCCCAGAGAGGGCCAGGCACCAGCCGUGGGGGGUCCCCCAAGAAAGCCUCUAGGUUCUGGUAA
Molecule: messenger RNA, 462 nt
Organism: Eubalaena glacialis (North Atlantic right whale)
Lineage: Eukaryota; Metazoa; Chordata; Mammalia; Artiodactyla; Balaenidae
Gene: MOBP
Product: myelin associated oligodendrocyte basic protein
Exons: 2
Coding region: 1-462 (153 amino acids)
Cellular component (GO): cortical actin cytoskeleton
Molecular function (GO): actin binding; myosin binding
Source: RefSeq, a predicted model, not a curated record